Neurospora tetrasperma FGSC 2508 is the source of this 3506-nucleotide messenger RNA. RefSeq lists its product as uncharacterized. Gene Ontology annotation, biological process: regulation of transcription by RNA polymerase II. Gene Ontology annotation, molecular function: transcription coregulator activity. The record is from RefSeq and is a predicted model, not a curated record. Lineage: Eukaryota; Fungi; Ascomycota; Sordariomycetes; Sordariales; Sordariaceae. The transcript is spliced from 5 exons. The coding region runs from base 1 to 3345 and encodes 1114 amino acids. Gene Ontology annotation, cellular component: mediator complex.
AUGCCCGGAGGUCCAGCAACGGCAGGCUUGUCGGCGGCCGUGGGACAAUGGACCAAGUUCCUGGCGCGCGCCGAAGCCAAACGACUAGACCCCAGCGACUUCGCGAGAUUCGUGCCCAUCCUUAACUCGGACUUCUAUCCAUUGCCUCCCAUUGUUAUCGCCAACCUUCUCCUCAAGCCGACGAAGCAGUCUUCCUAUUCCCUUGACCCCCGCAGACUACAAUAUCUCACCAUCCUCCUCAACCAGAAGCUCGUCAACCCCCAGUCCGUCCUGAAAGUUCUACACCAUUACUCGACAUCGCAGGCCAAGAUUCAGAGUGAAUAUGAUGCAAGUACUACAAACGUGGCCGCGACGGCCACUAAGGGGGGCCAGGGGCAACAAGGAGACAAAAAACCGAAGAGGGUGUUUUGGCAAAAUUCAUACAACGACGAGGAGGUAAUCUUUCUGCGGCUCUCCAAGGUCAUAACACAUGGUCAAGGCAUCAGGCAUGCCUCUGACGCCUACGAGAUGGCUACGAACCUGAGCAAGUGGACAACGCUUUUCAUCGACGUCAUCGCCGCCUUUUCACGAGAUACAUUCGGCACUAUUCAGAACAUGCGAACUAAGCAGGACAUGGAGACCUCUCUUCAGGCUUUCAGUUUGCUUUUGGUCAACUUUUUGGGGAAUCAACGGGUGGUCUCUGCCUUUAGCCGGCCCGAGGCUAAAAGCCAUCGCAAAGGAUUAGCGAGCUCUAUCGAUCAGCUUAUACCCUAUCUCCUUCAGAAUCCAAAUACCUCUGGAAUUGCGGAGAGGUUAGAGUUCAGCCGAGGACAGGCACUGGCCGGGGAAGAGUCUUCUGAUCUGAAGGACGCUGCAGUAGCGGAGAUGCAUAGCUACAUGGAUAACAUGAUCGGGCUGGACACAUGGCAAAUCCCCGAUAUGCCCAUAGUUAACUCUCGCGCCGGUCUGUACAUUUACAUCAAUGCUGCGGGUGACUUGCAAACAACAGCAAUACACCUUAUUCUAGCAUCCUUUGAUGUUUUGGCGAACGCCGUCUUCAGGGAAGGAUCAAAAACGGGACACUUGCUCAAAUCAUACGUCGUCAACAAGGUUCCACUAAUAUUGGGUAACUUUGCUGCCUCCUCUACACAUAUGUAUCCUUUUGACGCAGAGUUUUGCAUAUCCCAGGCGCUGGGUCAGGUUGACACUAAUGUGUUUCCGACAUUGUCCAACAUGUUUGACAUGUCGAACACUAGCAGCUCCUUUCAGGACUCCGUGCGACAAGACUUUUGCUUUGCCUGCCAGCUGCACGGGCUGUUAUCUGCGUCGGCCAUCGAGACCCUUUUGGGAGAAAUUACUUAUCAAACACUGCCGGACGAGGGUCGGUACGUGAAAGAAACGCUGGUCCAGGCAUGUUUGGAAGAUUUCGAGAGAAGUCAGAGGCUUAUCGGGGAAUUGGAUAACAUGAACGGAAACGUGGGCGCUGCUGCGCAAGCUAUUGUUGAGGUGAUUGGUACACUUUGCCGCAACAAGGAGACCAUGACUCUCAAGCAAUUGUGCAGCCAGCUGGCCAGCAAACCAUCAUCCUUGGAUAUUCUAUUACUUUUCGAUAAACCAUACAAGAUACUUCACCCUCUGUGCGAGCUCUUGGACGACUGGGGUGGCUAUGACGAGGAUCAGGGCGAAUAUCAGCCUGUAUACGAGGAAUUUGGGUCUAUCCAGCUUCUACUGCUGGCCUUUGUGCACCGCUACAGUCUGACACCCACCGACUUGGCCAUCCGAUCUCCGCAUUCGUUCGUGGGGAAGCUACUAGGAAGGGGCCAAUUGAGUCGGCCGUUGGACGAGCUUAGCGACCAGGAAAAGUCGCAUCUGAAUGGUUGGGUACAUGGGCUAUUUGAUUCCGAGGCUGGCGGUCUAGGAGACGAUCUUAUGUCGUCUUGUCCUCCGCAGGACUUCUAUCUACUCAUGCCGACGCUUUUUGAUCAGAUCGUCAUGGCCUUGAGUACAGGCUGCUUGAACGAUUACCUAUUAAGAAGUGGUCUAGAAUUGCCAGCACUCUUGUUCCUUGCAAACAACCUACGGACUGAUAAGCAACCCGGUCAAGGAGCGGUCAUCAAGAUUCUUCAACUCAUUUUGCGUCCAAAUUCAAUAUCCAAUGAAGCAUCUACCAUGCUCUCAUCGGUCCUGAACAUUGUCGCCAAACCCCUGGAACUCUCACUCCGCUCCUAUCAGCGUCAGGUUCCCGCGUCACAAGAGGUCGAACCCCUUUUGCGCGCUCUCAAAGAAAAUCUGGCCGUGUCCAGCCGCACCGGUGGCGCCGACCACAGCGAGCUGGAAAAUUGGACUGGCACACAUCACAAUGGUUCCGGGUCCGUCGGGGGUCUCUACGGCGCCAUCCGCCACACCGUCCAAAAUCUGGUCCAGUGGGCUCAGCACUCGCCCGGUAACGGCGUGCCGGCCACUUACACCCACCGCCAGGUUCUUGUCGCUCUCCAGAUCUGCGGCGCAAGGCGUCUCCUCUCUGCCCUGCUUAAGGAGCUGAAAACGCAAACAGAAGCCGGCAACGGCUCCGUGGCCUACGACGUCGUCACAGCCAUCAUCUGUGCUCCCGACGUUCACAAUACCCCCGUAACGGACGACAACGACCCCUCCUCUGCCCGAGAAGGAGGAGAUGCUGCGAACCAUCCCAUCACCAAAAAGCAGCGGAGAAUCACCCUACGCGAAGCUCUCAAAUUCGAAGCGGAAGAAUUUAAGAAAAUUCAGAAAUCAGACCCCCUAAUGGCCGAAACGGUCGUGCGCCUGCAUCGUCGCGUCGAGGCGCAGAUGGCCCUACCUCCCCCACCUCCGCCGCCCGCGCAGCAUCAUCAUCAUCAUCAGCAAACGAUGCUGCAGCCGGAGUUGAGCGCGCUGGGGGUGGUGGCUGGCGAUGCUAUGGGCGAUUCCAUCAUGAACGCUGCGGCGGUGCAGGUUUCGGGUAGUGAUCAUCAUCAUCCGAUGGACGCGAUGAGUUUGGAUGCUACGGGCAUGGGUGGGUUGGAUGUGGGAGGUGCGGGUGGCAUUGAUAUAAGUGGGAUGGGGGAUAUGGGUAUGGGGAACAUGGGUGGGUUGACGGUCAAUACGAAUACUGGAGGCGGAAUGGGAGGUGGUGUUGGGACGGGUGGUCAAGGUGGUGGUGUUGCGGGAGGAGGAGGUGCAGGUGCCUCGGGUGGGAAUGGUGGAGGAGGAGGAGCUGGCGGCGCUGGCGGUGGAGGCAGUGGCAGCGGUGGCGCGGGAGGAGACCUGAGUGGUGAUGAUAUCUUUAGCGGCUUGGGGACAGGAGACUUCACGACGGAUUUCGGGAACUGGGAUACGAUGGACUUGGGUUAGUAUCCUUAGCAUUAACGACAGAUGGCCCCGGAUGGGGACUGAGAACGGCAGAAUACGAAUCGUUUGUAGACGCAGGCUCGUGACUUGAAUAUUCCAAUUUGCAUUCCUGCCUUUGGUUGAGAAUAGCAAAGGGGUUAGAAACAGGCAGAAUUUAAGCGUGC